Molecule: messenger RNA, 2037 nt
Organism: Hymenoscyphus albidus
Lineage: Eukaryota; Fungi; Ascomycota; Leotiomycetes; Helotiales; Helotiaceae
Source: the annotation of a GenBank genome assembly
AUGGGAGCCUUCGGAAAUCUCAACGCAAAGCCAACUGAUUUAACAAAUCCAAUAAAUCCUUUCUUUCGAAAGAGUCAGUGGAAACGUCAAUUACCUCCGAUUUGUAUUGGAAAUGGGAUUGAAGAGUAUUGGGAUGUUGACAAUCCAAGGGUGUGGAAUGCUCUGGAGCCCGUAUUGAGGUUGGCUAGCAAGUUUCUAAUGAAUAUGCAUCUUUUCCCCUGGUAAUAUACCAUUUCCCAUUUAUGAAGUCUUGAUUAAUAUAAUUUAGGUUAGACGGUCUAUUCAAUGGUACUUGGCUGUUUAUCAACGGUGACACACUCGAUGUCUCGGAUCUUCCAAAUGCAACUCUGCAAAAGUAUGGAGCUUAUCAAUGGUUCGCACGAAGAGACUUUACUAGCCAAGAACCAGUUCAGAGGGAACUCAACGAAACUAUUGAAGAAAUGAUACCUCGCGUAAAAUUUGGAUUUGAUACUACAUACAGCCGGGCUGCUGGGAAGACUGUCACUCGUUUAUCUCCGUUGGUGUGCAAUGUAGAGAUAAAUAUUGAAUUGGUAUUUCCACUGGUGAAAGGAGACCUCUCAGAGUCGGAGAGACUUGUUGAGAGCUUCUCUAUCGCAAGAACAGUAUGUGUGGCUUCAUGAUUUACAAGUCAAGUCGCGGCUAAUGAGAUGCAUACAGCUUCUUCAUGAAACUAUGGUAAAACCACCCUGAAAUAUUUGUUUUUGGUAGGCCUAAUUUAAGAUAGCAUGUUCUCGUGAAUGAACCGAUAUUCUUGAAUCGACGGCGAGACAUUAGGCCACUAAUUCCAUUAUCUUUACAACUACGGUCAGCAUCCAAAACGGAACCUGAACCGGUGAAUACAUGUGCCAUUGAUAUCCGAGAUUCUGUUUACUAAUGCAAAUACUAAACUUAGUUUUACGAAGACGAGCAGAUUAGUGAAGUGGGAAAUUCAUGGGAAAAUAUGGUCAGUAUCAUAUCCAAGAUCCCCCAUUCUAAGAAAUACUAAUAAAGCUGCUUAUCCAGGCAUUUGGUGGUUCCACGGGCACAGUUCAUGAAUCAGUGUUCGAAGGGGGGCCUUCGCAAAACAUUCAGCGUGCCGCUAAAGUCCCAUAUGAUGCCUUGGAUCGAAGAGUUUUAGGAAUAUGGGUGAGUUCAUGGUCAAAUUGGGGAUGGUAUUCAAUGUCCCGUCAAUGGGCGGUUAAAAAACGGAAUCCACAGACACUUUUCGUUGACGACGCCAGAGUGCGACUCUGGCCGAUUGUGCACGCUUAUUAUGAGAAUAUUUACCAUACUGAAUUUUGGGAUAGUUAUGUUCAAGCACUUGGACGCGACGCUUUACGCAUUCCGAAACUAUUAGGACUUGCAUGGCCCCAAGGGCCAUGGAGGACACCUAUAAAGAUCAUGGGCCCAGAUUAUGGCGUUUAUGUUGGAGAUGGAAAACACCCUCAUUCUUCUGAAUCACCGAUGCUGCUCCCUCCACCUCCUUUGGAGAUGAAUGAAGUAAAAUAUUGGCUAUAUGAACAGCAACGACGAGUGAAACAAAAUGCCGUUGUUACGGCACUGCGAAUACAGCGAGAAGAGGAAUGGGAUAAGGAGCAAAUGGAAAGAUGGUUGGUUAUUGAGAAUAUGCUUAUAAGAGCCAUGGAAGCUUUAAGAGAGGGUGAUUUGAAAGAAGCAGAAAGAUUAAUCAAAAUGACUGAAGAAUGCGAUAGCACUCGACUCAAUAUCAUAAGAGGCUAUCUCGUAUGUUUUUUCUAUCUGCGAUACCCUGUGAACUCGCCAGAGAAGCAGUUAGGUGUAAUUGAAGGAAAAAAGGCCCAAGAAAGAUUUUACAACUGGGUAGCAGUGAAGAAAAGUUGGAGUGGUACACCGAUUUACUUAGAUGGGCUGUAUCAAAAGCUUGCGGAUAUAGCGUGUUGUUCAUGGAAUUUGAGUGAGGAAGAGCGAUCAUCCUUGGAGAAUAGGUUAGCUCUAGUUAAGGUCAUCGACAGAGAGACGUGGAGAAGACAGAUUGAGCAGUUAUAUCAUGUUCCUUGA